AUGGAUAUCAUCCUAGAAAUCGUCGACACCCUGUUACUCGACCGCAUCUACGCGACGUUGUUACCUGCCAGUCCAUCGUCCUACCUCCAACAGAAGUUCAAUCAUGCCACAACCUCCACAUUCUCUAGUAUGCAGGAAACCGCGACCCCUGCGCCGCAAUAUACAUACAUCUAUGAGCCCGCUUCGCGGCUUGUCAGUUUGGACCCGACGGAAUGGACCUACAGAAGCUCAUGGCCUCGCGACAACAUUUUCAGACAGGGCAUUAGUCUGUUUGCAAUAGUUUGGUUCUUCGGACUCAUUCUUUACUUCCUCUGCGCCUCGCUCUCCUACGUCUUUAUCUUCGACAAAACCACUUUUCAACAUCCCAAGUUCCUAAAGAACCAAAUCCGCAUGGAGAUCAGCCAAGCCGUCCGCGCGAUGCCUCUCAUGUCCGUCUUGACCGCACUCUGCAUGCUCGCCGAAGUGCGUGGCUACUCUAAACUCUACGACCUUCCUAGUGAAGCCCCUUUCGAAUGGUACAGCGUCGUGCAAUUCCCUUUCUUCGUUCUCUUCACCGAUCUCUGCAUCUACUGGAUCCACCGCGGCCUACACCAGCCGCUGGUCUACAAAACCCUCCACAAGCCGCACCACAAAUGGAUUGUGCCAACGCCCUACGCAUCGCAUGCUUUUCACCCUCUCGACGGCUUUGCGCAAUCCACACCCUACCAUAUCUUCCCUUUCCUGUUCCCGUUGCAAAAGUUCGCCUAUAUUGCUCUCUUCGUCUUCAUCAACGUCUGGACCAUCUUCAUCCACGACGGGGAAUACUAUGCCAAUUCACCCUGGAUCAAUGGCGCUGCUUGCCAUACUCUUCACCAUCUGAUGUUUAACUUCAACUACGGCCAGUUCACCACGUUGUGGGAUCGGUUGGGUGGAAGUUAUCGGAAGCCGAAUGAAGAGUUGUUUAGGAGGGAGACCAAAAUGGCGAAGGAGGAGUGGGAGAAACAGAGUCGAGAAAUGGAAAAGUUUCUGAAGGAGGUCGAGGGGGAGGACGAUAGGGGAUACUUGAACGCGGACACGAAAAAGGAACAGUGA
Messenger RNA from Cladophialophora psammophila CBS 110553, 1071 nucleotides. RefSeq names its product C-5 sterol desaturase. The transcript is spliced from 2 exons. Bases 1 to 1071 code for a protein of 356 amino acids. Gene Ontology annotation, molecular function: iron ion binding; oxidoreductase activity. The record is from RefSeq and is a predicted model, not a curated record. Lineage: Eukaryota; Fungi; Ascomycota; Eurotiomycetes; Chaetothyriales; Herpotrichiellaceae. Gene Ontology annotation, biological process: lipid biosynthetic process.